Rangifer tarandus platyrhynchus (Svalbard reindeer) is the source of this 462-nucleotide messenger RNA. NCBI's taxonomy places the organism in Eukaryota, Metazoa, Chordata, Mammalia, Artiodactyla, Cervidae. The record is from the annotation of a GenBank genome assembly.
AUGCGCCACCAGGCGGUUCGCGUGCGAGGCAGUCACCGUGCGUUCGACGAAAGGAGCACUCGAUUACGCCUGGUGAUACAGAGUACGGAGGAUGCGCUGUCGGAGUCGGUAGCACCGUUGCUGUUUUGCCGGACUGUCCACUUCCAGCUGCUGCCACAGAAGGCUGCCUCCAUGGUGCUUGUCUUCCUCCUCUUCUGCCAACAAAAUUCUCCUAGUCUCAGCCUCAUGCUGCUGCGCAGCAGAUGCCACUUCAGCAGGGGGACGGCAAAGAAGCACCUGCACCCGUCACUUCAGUACCCAGAAGCAGACAAGCCCGCGCUGCCUGUGGCAGGAACUGACGCCGUCCACGAGAGAUCUGCGAUCCCUGCGAAGGUGGCGGCCGUGGCAGCUUCAACACCACCAACAGGAGCCUCUGGUGGCGCAGCAGCUAUUGGCCCCUGUCGUGAGCACACGCCCCGCUGA